CCGACAAAGGCAAAAGAUUCUUACGAAGCUGCGGCUUGUCAAGUUGCGAUUGCGCCUCGUCUGAAGUUGAAGCUGUCAAUUCCGCUUCUCUACGUUAAUUUUGUAAAUCAGCUCCUCUUCUCGCCCAGCUAAUACAAGAAACCCCCUCCUCAGCCUCCCAAAAUGCCGGGCAGUUAUCGUGAUGAUCCCCCCAGCGAUGACGAAGAUCAACGUUGGAAUGAAAGGUUCGAGGACGGUGAGAGGCGUAUACGUCGCGUCUGGGAUGGAUUUUUGGACUUUGCGCUUCAGGGAAAUAUUCUCGAGAUUGCGUUUGGUUUGAUACUUGCCGCCGCAUUCACCAGUAUCAUCAACUCUCUUGUUUCGGAUAUUCUGCUUCCUCCUCUGAGUGUCCUAUUUCCUCUGAAUAAAAACCUCGAUGAAAAAUUUGCUGUGCUCAAGCCAGGCCCCAACUUCGAUCCUGCAAAUGGCGGUUACCCGACUAUCCAGUUGGCGCAGGAAGACAGUGCCGUGGUCAUGGCAUGGGGAUCGUUUGUCAACAAGGUCCUGAAUUUCCUUGGUCUUGGCGUCAGUCUCUAUGCACUUGCGGGCCUUUACCAGUACUUCUCCAACGACCCCAUUAUCAAGCAUCUGAAAAAGUGUCCAUACUGCAAGAAGAGUAUUAAUGAAAAGUGA
This is a messenger RNA of Pyricularia grisea, 672 nucleotides long. RefSeq lists its product as uncharacterized. The transcript is spliced from 6 exons. The record is from RefSeq and is a predicted model, not a curated record. Gene Ontology annotation, molecular function: mechanosensitive monoatomic ion channel activity. Gene Ontology annotation, biological process: monoatomic ion transport; intracellular water homeostasis. NCBI's taxonomy places the organism in Eukaryota, Fungi, Ascomycota, Sordariomycetes, Magnaporthales, Pyriculariaceae. The coding region runs from base 163 to 672 and encodes 169 amino acids.